UAGCUCUUGCUUGAGCCAGUCGGUGUUGGUGUUUUCUCACUGUCGUACCGUACAGGCAAGAAGGUGUGCUGCUGUUCGUCUUUCAGCGUUGACAAAAUACCCUCCUCAAUAAUUAACAUUCACAAAACACUAGUCGGUGGCAUUUCGUAGGAUUCAGCCGCGAUAGAUAGGCAACCUGUGUGUCACCCCAACAGAGUCUUUAUUCAAAUACAAAUCCUCGAUUUUUUUUUCGCCACUGGGUUUGAGUAAUUUCCGAGUGUAAUAAGUCGACUGUCAGCUGCACAGAUGGGAACCACUGACGGGUGAAGUUUCUUGCUUGUGAUGUCGCAGCAAAGCCGCAGGCAACUUGUGUUUUGGCCGCGUGUCGGAGGCCGCCAAAUGUCUUUCUGGGAUGGUUCGCACCUCAGUCUUGCGGACGACUCACCCUCACGCACGCCCGCAGAUGAGGGAAGUGACCCCGAGAGCGAAUCCCAGUUCUACGACACAAUCGACAAGUUCCACACAAUGCCGGAGAAGUUGUUCAAAGUGAUCAUUAUUGGAGACCCGACAGUAGGAAAGACAUCCUUCGUACAACGCUAUGUUCAGGAUACAUUCAAGAGGGAUUAUAAAGGCACCGUCGGAGUUGAUUUCGCGCUCAAAAUACUUCACUGGCCCGACACGCAAACUAUUAAGCUGCAGCUGUGGGACAUCGCAGGACAGGAGAGGUUCACAUGGAUGACUCGAGUGUAUUACAAGGAUGCGCACGGCUGUGUGAUAAUGUUCGAUUUGAGCAACAAAAACUCGUUCCUUAACUCUUUAAAAUGGAAGAAGGAUGUCGACUCAAAAUGCACACUUCCUGACGGCAGUCCCAUACCUUGUAUGUUACUGGCAAAUAAGUGCGAUUUGCCAAACCGGCAAGUGGAUCAAAUGGAAAUCGAAUCAUUUUACAAGGAAAAUAAUUUCAUUGGGUGGACCGAGACUUCGGCAAAAGAGGGUCUGAUGGUGCAUGAUUCGAUGAGAUUCCUCGUGGAUGUUAUGAUGCGGCAAGAUGGGGGAAAUGGGCUAGAAAACUACUCUGGAAGUUUAACUUUAAAGAAUUCCGCUCAUCCGCAAAAAAAGAGUUGUCCUUGUUGAUAUUGAUAUAGUGAAGAUAUUUUGUUUUCAACUUCAUAUAAGUCACUCUCAUUCCUGUAUAAGAGUAUAAAACAAAUCCAUAAUUCAUCUUAAUAAAUAAUAUUAGGUUUUUCGCCGCACGAAAAAUGUAUUUAAUUUCUUAGCCGUUUUUG
Messenger RNA from Neocloeon triangulifer, 1265 nucleotides. RefSeq names its product ras-related protein Rab-7L1-like. Gene Ontology annotation, cellular component: vesicle; trans-Golgi network; Golgi apparatus. Gene Ontology annotation, biological process: vesicle-mediated transport. The transcript has 5 exons. NCBI's taxonomy places the organism in Eukaryota, Metazoa, Arthropoda, Insecta, Ephemeroptera, Baetidae. The coding region runs from base 322 to 1113 and encodes 263 amino acids. The record is from RefSeq and is a predicted model, not a curated record. Gene Ontology annotation, molecular function: GTP binding; GTPase activity.